AUGUCGUGCGGUCCUGGAGAUGAACGCCGUGGCCGUGAAGCUGUACAGCAUCCGCGGAGUGGUCAGCAAACGCUACCUCUGCAUGAACCGGAAGGGACAGCUCUCGGGACAGAAGCGGCGCUCGGAGAAGUGCAUCUUCCAGCUGAGCGAGCUGCCCAACGCCUACUCGACGUUCUCGUCCAUGCGCUAUUCCCGGGGAACCCGCUGGCGCUGGUACCUGUCCAUCGGAAAGAACGGACACGUCAAGCGCGGACGGAGACCGCGCCAGAAGGGAACAAACUUCCUGCCCAGAAGCGUCAAGGACUUCCGCCUCUGACCCUCGGGAUCCCAGGGAAGCGUCCUGUCCUCCGCCGCCGUUCUCCGACGACCGUUCCUCUCAAGACCAACCCACUGCCGCCACGUCGUCGACCCCGACUCGUCGAUGAGUGCGUCGUUCCUCAGACUGUGACCUGCCGAAUGACACCUGACUGCAUCACUGACAAAGUGCUGAGUCGUACUGUGGAAUCCCGAGUUGCCAGCGGUUUGUGUGUGUGGUGCUCCACGUUGAGGGAGGGUGUACCGGGACAUGCGUACAAACUGGCCGCUUGCUGCUUUACGAGCUUCAAGUGCUUGACCUUCAUGCGCGUUCACGUGGAAGUGUUGGUUAUCAUCGCGGAAGCUGCUCUUAUAUGUCUCGAAUGUCGUUUGCUGCGAUGCCAGUGCCACCAAAAAUAUUUUUGGAGGGAAGAGUGCCAAACGUUGGUGUAUGGUUCAAGAUUGACGGGCUCUUCUGCAAAGCGUGAUGUAAGCAAUUACAAGUUACGUUCAUAAGUAGAUAGCCUAGAUUCGUCUUUGUGAAUAGUGUUUGCAUAAAAAAAAAAAAAAAAAA
Ixodes scapularis (black-legged tick) is the source of this 868-nucleotide messenger RNA. RefSeq lists its product as uncharacterized. Bases 1 to 810 code for a protein of 269 amino acids. NCBI's taxonomy places the organism in Eukaryota, Metazoa, Arthropoda, Arachnida, Ixodida, Ixodidae. The transcript has 3 exons. The record is from RefSeq and is a predicted model, not a curated record.